This is a messenger RNA of Tachyglossus aculeatus (Australian echidna), 1197 nucleotides long. Its product is annotated as phosphatidylinositol transfer protein alpha isoform-like. Gene Ontology annotation, biological process: phospholipid transport. Lineage: Eukaryota; Metazoa; Chordata; Mammalia; Monotremata; Tachyglossidae. The coding region runs from base 39 to 851 and encodes 270 amino acids. The transcript has 12 exons. Gene Ontology annotation, cellular component: cytoplasm. Gene Ontology annotation, molecular function: phosphatidylcholine binding; phosphatidylinositol transfer activity; phosphatidylcholine intramembrane carrier activity. The record is from RefSeq and is a predicted model, not a curated record.
GGAGGGGUGGGUACCCCUAAGGAGGAGCCUGGGACGACAUGGUCCUGAUUAAGGAAUUUCGAGUGCUGUUGCCCUGCUCCGUGGAGGAGUAUCAAGUGGGGCAGCUGUACUCCGUGGCUCAGACCAGCAAGGACAACACCGGAGGUGGAGAGGGGAUCGAGGUUCUGAUCAAUCAGCCCUACGAGGGAGGUCCCGGGGAACGGGGCCAGUUCACCCACAAGAUUUACCACCUGCAGAGUAAAGUCCCUGGCUUUGUGCGGCUAUUCGCUCCCGAGGGUUCCUUGGUUUUUCAUGAAAAAGCCUGGAAUGCGUAUCCGUACUGUCGGACCGUCAUCACGAAUGAGUACAUGAAGGAUGAUUUCUUCAUCAAGAUUGAAACCUGGCAUCAUCCAGAUAUGGGGACUCAGGACAAUGUUCACCAUCUGGAUGCGGAGACCUGGAAGGAGGUGGAAGUGGUUCAUAUUGACAUCGCUGACCGGACCCAGGUCUCUGAUGAGGACUACAAGCCGGAAGAGGACCCCGCUCUCUUCAAAUCGGUCAAGACCGGACGCGGCCCCUUAGGGCCCGACUGGCAGAGGGAACUGGCAAGCCGUCCCCCGCACAUGUGCGCCUACAAGCUGGUGACGGUCAAAUUCCGGUGGUGGGGUCUACAGGGACGAGUGGAGAGCUUCAUCCAUAAGCAAGAGAAGCGCCUCUUCACCAACUUCCACCGGCAGCUGUUCUGCUGGCUCGACCGGUGGGUGGACCUGUCCAUGGAGGAGAUCCGGAGGCUGGAGGAGGAGACCCAGCGCGAGCUGGAUCAGAUGCGUCAGACGGGGCCGGUAAGGGGCAUGACAGCCAGUGACGAUUGACAAACUCAGGGCCAAGCUGAGCAGGCCGCUGCCCGGGGCGUGGACGGAUGGAGGGAAUGUGGUGCCCGCCCAGCGGGCGGAAGAAGGGGAUGAAGCUGCUGUUGUACACCCCUCCACCCCGCCAACCCCGGGGCCCGAUCCCGUCCUCUCCGCCGACUCUCUGGGGAGAGGAGGACGCGGAGGAGCCGGGGAGGGGACGUCCCAGCCUGGGGUGGGAGUCGGGGUAUGGGCCAAACACUACGGUCCCCUUCCAGCCCGGAAGAUUGCAGGGGGGAGGGACGAGCCCUCCCCCAGUCCUGUUGCCAACGGAGCCACUGUGGCACAAUAAAGUUGUCCUGGCCUCCCA